Acanthaster planci (crown-of-thorns starfish) is the source of this 1079-nucleotide messenger RNA. RefSeq names its product transmembrane protein 9B-like. The record is from RefSeq and is a predicted model, not a curated record. Gene Ontology annotation, cellular component: lysosomal membrane. NCBI's taxonomy places the organism in Eukaryota, Metazoa, Echinodermata, Asteroidea, Valvatida, Acanthasteridae.
UCGUUUUACACUGCACUCACCGUUCUCGUGAUCAAAACACGAUGCUGCAGCUGUGUCCGUGAAUUGUGCGACAGAAAGAUUUCAAUUUUUACAUCGAAUUUCGAGGAGUGAUACCUUCCAUUUUGAUAUGUCUUUCAAUACUUUUACAUUUGUACUCCUAAUUGGCAUCGUGUGCUUCGGUGUGACCAAGGCACAGUUUGAGGACUGUCGAUGCAAGUGCGUCUGUCCUGGAGAUCCCAAGACCAAGCACAAAGUCAACGUGACCGUGGUCAGCGUGCCUGCCUAUGAGUGCUUUUGUGAGCAUAUUACAGGUAGGAGCGAGCUGGAAUGCCUCCGCUGUGAGUGUCGAUACGAAGUCCGGUCUACCACAGUGAUCAAGAUUGUGGUCAUAUUUGUACUCGUUUUGAUCGCCAUCUUGUUGGUGUAUCUCAUUGCGCUGCUGAUCAUGGACCCGGGCAUGCUCAAGCGUAGUGAAAGUGAUCGCAGACGACAAACUCAGGAAAUACUUCAUCAGGAUUCUUCCAAUGGGUUGCAUGAGUCGUCGUACCUCCGUCGUCGCCUGGGUCGUGUCGGAUCAGCCCAGAAGCGGUGGCAGCACAAAGUCAAACAACAACGUCAGGACGUCUUUCAGGACCACACCCUGCUGAGCUAAGCCUGACCGAGGUCUUGGCAAGCCAGCAUCUGGGAUUUGGGUGACUGUUUUCCGGAAUGGAACAGAAUGGAUUCCAAAUAUUGAAAUCUAAACAGUGGCCUCCAACUCCACUUUUUGUCUUUUUUUGGGAGGGGGGAAGAAUCAACUUCGUAUAGUACAGUACAUGUAGCUGUUCUUAUAGUCCAAGAGUCGAUUUUAGGACACGCCUGACAGUUUGGAAAGCUGGUUGACUACAGGAACCAAGCAAUUCUGGAAAGAAACAGGUGCCGUAAAGCUCUUAAAUAAGAUGGGCACCUCUCAGAUCAAGCUAGUCUAUUUCAUCUGUGAAAUGCAAACUUCUUUAACCACUACCGGCCGGGGACUCCGGGAUCGGAGCCGUAUGGUUUAUAUGUGUGGCCGGGGUCUCCGAACUCGGACAAAGGAAACA